This is a messenger RNA of Carya illinoinensis, 1391 nucleotides long. Its product is annotated as ankyrin repeat-containing protein ITN1-like. NCBI's taxonomy places the organism in Eukaryota, Viridiplantae, Streptophyta, Magnoliopsida, Fagales, Juglandaceae. Bases 383 to 1150 code for a protein of 255 amino acids. The record is from RefSeq and is a predicted model, not a curated record. The transcript is spliced from 2 exons.
UAUUUCUUUUUAACUAAAUUAACUAUCUUCUCUUAAUCCUAACUAGGCUCCAGAGGUCGGUUUUGCAACAAAGCUUUGAUGCAAGCAUCAGCCCAUCAAUUAGUUGACCGCCUUUGGAAAGCCCUUGGAGACGAAAAUUUCUCAUCAACGGCGGUUCCCCAACAUAAGCUUCUACUUGUUGAAGCUGCAAAAGUAGGGAACGUUGAAUUUCUAAUUAUACUUAUACGCUUAUCCCCAUCUCAUAUGGAAAGUUGACGAAGAACAUGGAACUUUAUUUCACGUUGCUAUUAAACAUCGACAAGAGCAUGUUUUUAAUUUAAUACAUGAGAUAGGUGCUUUGAAGCGCAUCCUUGCGAGCUAUCAUGCCAAAGGGAGAAACAGCAUGCUGCACUUGGUUGGAAAAUUGCCUUCUUUAGAUCGAUUGAAUAUCAUCUCAGGAGCAGCCCUACAAAUGCAACGAGAGUUGUUGUGGUUUCAAGAGAUUGAAAAGAUUGUGCCGAAGUCAUAUUUGAGCGAGCAGAAUGUUAAAGAAGAUACUGAUGGAGAUACUGAUGAAAACGGAGACACACCUAGGGAUAUAUUUGUGAAGACCCAUGAAAAACUACAGAAGGAUGGUGAAAAGUGGAUGAAGGACACGGCAAACUCUUGCAUGCUCGUGGCAGCACUAAUUGCCACUGUGGUUUUCCCAGCUGCCUUCACAGUACCAGGUGGCAACAAUCAAGAAACAAGCAUUCCUAUCUUUUUGGAAAGUAACUGGUUUACAGUAUUCCUCGUAUCAGAUGCAGUAGCUAUGUUAUUCUCUUCGUCUUCAAUAUUAGUUUUCUUGUCAAUUCUCACAUCACGUUACACAGAGAAAGAUUUCCUCAAAUCAUUACCUCGUAAAUUGGUGUUAGGACUUGCUACGCUUUUAAUCUCGAUAGUAGGAAUGCUGAUAGCCUUCACUGCAGCCUGUUUUUUGGUCUUUAAAAGCAAGACAAGUGUUCCGAUCCGUAUAAUUGUUGCAGCACCAGCUAUUCCAAUAAGUUUGUUUGUUAUCCUACAUUAUAGCCUUUGGUUUGAUAUAUUCUGCUCAGCAUUCAGUUCAAAUAGGUUCCUUUUCCGGUCACAGAAUAGGCUUAAUUUUCAAUUCCAAGUCAGCAAUGGUUGUUGAAGAAUUUAAGAAUGACAACCAAACCGGAUACAGUGAUAGAACCCAAGUAAUUUUGAACUAGGCCAGGAAAAAAUCUGGUCCGGAUGAACAGGCAAUUCCUCAGUGUGAAUAAUGUUGGUGUUUUAAAACCCCCGGGUACCAGGCUACUGCUAAUUAUUGUAUGAAAGCUGCUAUUUUUUUUUUAUUAAUUAGGACUCUUGAAACUCUCAUUUGGAUAACUCUAUCAUGUUUAUCAUUAUAU